Molecule: messenger RNA, 3325 nt
Organism: Cygnus olor (mute swan)
Lineage: Eukaryota; Metazoa; Chordata; Aves; Anseriformes; Anatidae
Product: HAUS augmin-like complex subunit 3
Exons: 5
Coding region: 828-2951 (707 amino acids)
Biological process (GO): centrosome cycle; spindle assembly
Cellular component (GO): mitotic spindle; centrosome; HAUS complex
Source: RefSeq, a predicted model, not a curated record
CAGCAAGACGGGCUCGAGGGCUGGAUCCAGCUCCUCGCCGACAUUCUCCAGCAGGAAAGGCUUCCCAAAAGUAAUGGCUUUUUCCAGACUGCAGAGGAAGUCCCGGUCGCUCAGCUUGGCCACCUCCAGGCUGUUCACUUUCUCCUGAAAAGCAGCAGGAGCGUAGCAGGGAUGGAGAAGAGCACAGUGCUGUGCAGGUGUUCUGCUAAGGGCUCUAUUCCCACCAUGCUGAGGAGAUGAAGGGUGUAUGGGGGGAAUGGCACACCUGGGUCCUAAUUUUGGGGCCAGGCCUGCAGCAUGUUCGCUGAUGGGAUGUUUGCUCAGGUGUGCAGGCUAAGGCUCAGUCAACCAAGGGCAUCUAAUCCCAUUUCUGAUGUGCCUUGCCCACCCUUCACAUGCACUGUACACCUCUUGCUGGGCAGAUUUAACUCCCCAAAGCAGCAGAAAUUAUAUGUCUUCUUGCUCAGCUAGUUUUUUUGCUAUUUUGGCAAAUUUAGCCCACUCACAGGGCAUCACCAGACACUACACGCAGCCCAGCUGGGCAGCAGAAAUGGCGGGGGGGAGGGGGUUCAGGAAAGACUCCUUCAGGCAGCUCUGCCUCUGCAGAGCCCUGUACUGGCAACUCAAGCUUCAUUUGUCUGCAAAGUGAGAGCAGGUGGGUGGGAAAGCCCAUGGGGGACCACAACGGGAGCAGCUGUCAGUCGCCCUCGUAGCCCUUUAAAAGGGCAGUGGGUCGCCCUCUGGAGGGAGAGAAGAGGUAGUGGCCUGUGUUUCCAGCGGUCUGGCAGCAGGUAUUGUGCUCGUGAGUUGGUGUUGGCCACCUUGCCAUGUUCAGCCAGAGACGCUCCCAGACCUUCCUGGACACAGUCAACAGAGGAGCAGAGUUUGUGAAGACCCUUCAGCUGGUCUACCCCCAGGCAGAAACCCUUUGCGAGAGUGACUUUGACUGGCUCUUUGACUGCCCUGAGACAGAGCAGUUCCUUGAGUGGUUCUGCAAAACAGUGGGUGAGGAGAAUGUGCUGAGCCCAGCUGAGGUGCAGGCCUACGAUGCGCUGGUGGCUGCAGGCAAGCCCAUCCUGGAAGGUGAUGAACUUGAGCAGGCAUUGCGGAAGUGUCACCGGGUCCCACAGCUCCCACGCGUGAUACCAGAGGCUGAGGGACCCUCUCUAAAGGCCCUGGAGCGGGAGGUCCAGGAGCUGAAGGACUAUCGUGUGCGUCAGCUCUGGCGGCACAACAAGCUGCAGGUUUGGGCAGCCGGUCUGCAGCAGGAGCUGAGCUAUUUGCAGAAAGAGGAGAAGGUGGUGAAGCGGGCCUUGAGGAAGGCUCAAGAGGACCUGGAAGUAGAGGUUUUCCAAGCCAGUGCUGUUCUGAACCAGAUCAGCGAGGUUGCAAAGCAGCUGGUGAAUUGGCACGGGGAAGGGGGCAAAGACCAGUCACCAGCGAUGCUGUACGAGAUGGACCUCAGUUCUUACAUCGAGCUGGAACAACAGUCGGCAGAUGUGUUUGAGCAGUUCUUCCAGCAGGUCCUGCCAGGGACUGCCCAGGCUCCCGAUGCUCAGGGGGCAGAUGUGCAGAGAGAGAGCAGUCUGCAGGAAAGGCUGGAGGCUUGGACAGAGAUGGACUUAGCCUGGGAAAUACUGGAAGGGAGACAAGUAGCUCUUUGUCCAGAGUGUGCAGAGACACAGCAGGUGGCAGCAGAAAAAAGCCAAGAAAUAAUAGUCCAAGGCUCAAGGGCAGAACGGCUAGCAGAGGGGAGCAGUGGGAGUGAGAUGCCAAGUAUGGGGGAUGCAGAGAAGAGAGGUGGCAGCCAAAAAGCCCCAGAGAGAACAGACACCAGUCAAACAAAGGUGGUGAAAAGCCUCAGGACCAAUGUAGAUGAGCUAUCAGGGAACCAAUGCAGUUACUGGAAGGAGCUGAAACAAAUGGAGAAAGCGUAUAUCUGUGCCCAGAGGGAGGUUAUAACCAUGACGGCCAAAGUGGAAGGCCACAGUGCUGCGCUGCAGUGGGCCCAGAAGACUCUGAAAGCUAUCAAGGAGAACAAGCGUGCAGUAGAGGCCCAGCUCCAGAGCCAUACCACCAUGCUCCAGGAGCAGCUUCGUGCCCUGCGCUGCGACAUCGCGCACACCCAUGCCCAGCAGCUGCUGCCCCUGCUGAAGGCAGCAGCCUGCCUCUUUCUCCUGCCCGUCCUGCAGGCGCAGCUCAGCCUGGAAACUGCUCGCCUGCAGGAUAUUGCCCAGAGGCAGGAGGAGGCAGCAGCAUGGCUGGCGAGCCAGCACAGCCGCCUGGAUCUGUUGGGGCUCCAGCUGAAGCAGGAGAGAAAGGAACUGGACCAGAAGGCUGCUUGGCUGAGAGAGAUGGAAACUCUCCUGAAGGAUGCCCAGACCAAGCUGCAAGAGUAUCACGACUAUUUCAAAGAGGCCGACUCCUCCGUGAAGGGUUGUGCACGCACACAGGCAAAGCCCAAAGACCUCACCACCAUGCGGCUCUGGGAUGUGUUGGUGGGGCAAGAUCGGGAUGAGCAGCUCUUCUGCAGCUAUGAGGCCAUAGCAGCCCACAGUUCCCAGUUGGUCAAGGAUCGGAGGGCACUGGAAAUACAGCUGGCAGCUCCUAUGCCCCAGCUCCCUGCCCUGGAGUCUGCCACAGAGAAGCUCUACCGGCUGCUGUACAACAACUCCAACCAGCUGCAGCUUUGCUCUCCGGAGACCACUGAACUGACGCACCAACUGAUUGCUACGCAGGACACACUCUACCAGAAGUUGACAGACCUCCUGAGUGACUUGAAGGUCAAGCGCAGAUCUCUGCAGAACCCUAUCCUGCAGGUAGAGCGCAACCUCUACAUUUAUUUUUUCUGCAAUGAGGAUCGGCUGAGAGAGGUGGUGGAGGAGCUGGAGAAGGAAGCGUUGGCUUCCUCCAAGAGGCUGCUGAUGGCGCUGCCCAACACAAAAGAGUAGGCCAAAGGGGUGCUUUCUCCUUGCUGUAGAGGUGGUGUUCUCUUCUGGUUGGGCUGAGCCAAAAAUCUUGGACUGGGAGAGAUCCCUGGUGGUCCUGGCUUUAGUGGCAGGUUGUGGUGCAGCAGCAAGGCUUAAGAUAAGUGUGGGGCUUAAUCCUUAAAUGAAUUUUCCUGAAACCAAUGGGUGGGUUUGUGUAAGAAAUUGAAGCAUCUUGUGAGUUGGUAGUGGAAGCCUUGAAUAGUUAUGAGACUUUCCACACCAGCUCUAUAAGAGGGUUGGUGCUGGGGGGCAAGUGGACUGACGCUGUGUCUUUCCCAACCUUCAUGGGGAAAAGUUGUGCAUGUUUUGUGGGGAAUAAAAGUCUGUUAUUCACA